AUGGCACAGUUAUUACGGAAAAUAGGGACAAGUAUAUUUCCAAGAAAGUCAUUCCUUGCAAACUCGAAACAUCUUGGAUAUUCGGUGAAUUUCAAUUUAAGAAGGUCUUUUCAAACUUCUUUAUCACUUCAAAAGUUAGUGACAUUCAAUCUCAGCGAUAUAGGAGAAGGUAUUCAUGAAGUAUCAGUUAAAGAAUGGUUUGUUGAAGUCGGACAAGUAGUUUCUCAAUUCGAUAACAUCUGUGAAGUGCAAUCAGACAAAGCGUCAGUAACAAUUACAUCUCGAUAUGAUGGAAGGAUAAUGAAGUUAUAUCAUUCUAUCGAUGACAUUGCCUUAGUCGGAAAACCUUUACUUGAUUUUGAUAUUGAUGAUGAAGAGGACGAGAACUCUGGAAGUUCCAGCGAUAGUAGCAGCUCUUCAGAAGAUGAAAAGGAAAGCGGCAGCAGUUCUGAUAGUGAGACUUCAAAAAUUCUAACUACGCCAAGUGUAAGGCGAAUCGCAAAAGAAAACAAUGUCGAUUUGAAUAAAGUUCAUCCAACUGGAAAAGGUGGGAGGAUUUUAAAGGGCGAUGUUCUCGAAUAUCUAAACUUGGUUCCAAAAGGAACUCAAAAACCUCAUCCAUCAUUGAAAGAGAGAGAAAAAUCCGAAUUUGAAGUGCCUCCGCCACUUACAUCUCGCACAGUUAUCUCGCCUCUUGAACACAGAAUUGUUCGAUUGAAAGGCGUUCCUAAAGUUAUGUACAAAUCAAUGACGGAAGCUCUAAAAAUUCCCCACUUCUCAUAUUCCGAAGAGGUUGACAUGUCAAAACUGGUAUCCGUACGUGACGAAAUAAAGAUUGAAGCUCAAUCCCGAGGAAUAAAAAUAACUUACAUGCCAUUUUUCAUCAAAGCUUUAAGCGUUUGUCUUCAUAAAUAUCCAAUAUUGAACAGCUCAUUAGAUGUUGAGAAUGCUUCGAUUAUCUAUAAACCAUAUCAUAACAUAUCUAUUGCCAUUCAUACACCAAUGGGUUUAGUUGUUCCAAACAUUAAAAAUGUUCAUGAGAAGUCAAUAUUGGAAAUUUCAAAUGAAGUCAUGAAAAUACACGACAAAGGGCUGAAAGGUGCUUUAACUCCCGAAGACUUCUCUGAUGGCACUUUCACUUUGUCUAACAUUGGGAUUAUUGGCGGGACGUAUACACAUCCAGUCAUCAUGCCUCCACAGGUAUGCAUUGUUGCAAUCGGGAAAAUCAAUGUGCUUCCUCGCUUUGACGCUGAUGGCGAGCUUGUCAAAGCGCAUAUCAUGAAAGUAAGCUUCUCAGCUGAUCAUCGUAUCAUCGACGGUGUAACAAUAAGCUCAUUUGUCAAUUUAUGGAAACAAUAUUUGGAAAAUCCAAAUCUCUUCCUUCUUGACGGGCACUAA
This is a messenger RNA of Clunio marinus, 1398 nucleotides long. The record is from the annotation of a GenBank genome assembly. NCBI's taxonomy places the organism in Eukaryota, Metazoa, Arthropoda, Insecta, Diptera, Chironomidae.